AUGCCCAAUGACACAUCCACACUUAUUUUGGUAGUUUCGUGGACCGAAACAUGUAUUGGGUUGAUUUUCUUCACCCUUCGCUUUCUAAGUAAUUGGAAAGUCACAGGGCGUUUUCGCUGGGAUUUUGCCUUUUCUGGGUUGACUGUCGUGGGUAUCCCCAUUGUUUUUUCUUUGAUACGUGAAAUCAACAUCAAGUUUUGUGCAUUAUCUGAUUUUGGCUUUCGCCAGGUAACCGAGACCGCUGGUCAGAUCUUUCUACAGCUAUCAAUAAACGCUGGAAUGGGCCGUCAUUGGAAAGACCUGCACACGACACAGCGAGUUGCUGCUUUGAAAUGGGGCUGGGUAUUCCAGUUACUGGCUAUCGGAGCCAGUAUGCUCGGCAAACUUGCCAUUAUGGCAUUCCUCAUUCAAAUACGAGGUCGGCACGAGAGGAAGCCGUGGCUGUUAAUUGUUCUCGGGACCUUGAUUGGAGCUGUGAAUAUAACCGUGAUGGGAACGAUCCUGGGCCAAUGCAAACCAAUGCAAAAGUUAUGGGAUAAUUCUAUUGAAGGAACCUGCGAUCCAGGAAGGAAGUUGAAUCAAGAUUAUUCAUUUUUUCAAGCCAGUCCGUGCCAUUUUCUUUUAGUCCUGGCUCUAUAUCGAAGCCCAAAUGCGCUGACCUCCCUCCUUAUUUGGGCAUCAACCGAAGCCUGGAUCAUCAUUGUUGUAGGGUGCGUGCCUCCCAUCCGGCCAUUGAUGGAGCGGGUCUUCCAAGCCCUCGGUCUUACCUCGAAGAAAACCUCAACCCCAUACCGGUCGCCUGGUCCUGGAAAUUAUGCCGCAUUCGACACCAAUCGAACAAAUCGAACAGGCAACUCUGGCUUUCAGUCGGGAGCUUACGGGCCAAAAAAAUUGUGGCGGGGCGAUGAUGAGACGUGGAUAGAACUCAACGAUAGCGAGCCUGUAGAUAGCUCAAAGGAGCAUAUUGUCGGCGGCGCAAAGGACGUCGUGGUGACCACAGAUAUCAUCACUCGUUUUGAACAUGCGUUAAGUUAA
Messenger RNA from Penicillium macrosclerotiorum, 1035 nucleotides. RefSeq lists its product as uncharacterized. The transcript has 2 exons. Lineage: Eukaryota; Fungi; Ascomycota; Eurotiomycetes; Eurotiales; Aspergillaceae. Bases 1 to 1035 code for a protein of 344 amino acids. The record is from RefSeq and is a predicted model, not a curated record.